Molecule: messenger RNA, 4043 nt
Organism: Magallana angulata
Lineage: Eukaryota; Metazoa; Mollusca; Bivalvia; Ostreida; Ostreidae
Product: protein artichoke-like
Exons: 2
Coding region: 941-3850 (969 amino acids)
Molecular function (GO): protein binding
Source: RefSeq, a predicted model, not a curated record
CAUUCAUUCUAAAGUGCAAUUGUAUUGAGAAUCACCUCAGAAUUAAGACUGAACCAAAACAGCAGCAGCUUAUUAGCACAUGAACACUCUACCUACAUGUUACAUGAUGCUGAUAUUUCUAAUGAAAGUCAAAAUAAUGAAAAUGAAGACUUCAAAAAUUUAAACAGGUUUCAUAUUUUCUUGACCUGAUUUAAUGGUCAACUGUGGACAAUUGUUACUUGUAUCUUGCUACAAAUAAAUAACUGUUUCAAAUUUUAAAAAUAAUUAUUGUGUAAUAACACACCUAAUGUACAUGUAAAUAGAUGACAGUAACAUCUACAAAUGAAAGUUUAUGCAUAACAAUCUUAUCAAAGUAUGCAAAUACAGCAUUCUUAUUUCCAGACAAGUGACAUUGAUGUAAAAACUCCACUGAUGCUUUACCUUUAUCUGCAUCUCAAUUUCAUAUCACUCUGCAGUGAUAAGUCCAUUAGAGCAGAGAUUGCAGCACCAGCAUGUACACAUGAGACAAGCUGUAAGAUAUGCACGGACACAGUGCUUUGUACAGCCUACUCCUCAUUAUAGAUACAAUGAUUGGUUUAAUCUGUGGUCUCUAAUUACUCACAGGGUGGAAUACUAGCCCUUUAUCAGGACAGUCUGUAUUUUGGGAAAGUCCAAGAGUGGGGCAGUUCUACAACCCCCCAUGUGAAGUAAGCUCUGCUGUACUGAAGCCAUCUCUCCAUUGAGAGCUGAAUCUGGCCAUUGAUAACAGGGUGUUUUUUCUAUAUGGAGACAAGUAAUUGAUGGAGACACAAGGCUAGACCUCAAAUCAACCACACCUAAUAAGCAAGAAGAGAACGAGGAGUACCCUAGCUUUUAGUUCUUAAUAGGAAGAUGUGAGAAGAGGCUACAACAAAUUAAUUUGGUAUUUUUUCCUAGAGGAUUUCAUUUUGAUACUUUCGCAAUGAUUGCGAUAGGGUUGGUCAGGUGUCUGUUCUAUCUGUGGAUUGUCUCCCCUGUUUUGGGAUGUAUGCGGGGCUGUAUCUGUGACAACGACACAGUGACAUGUAUCCACAUUCUGACCUACAGUGCCUUUACAUUUCCGCCCAAAAUGACCAAACUCAAUAUAACACAGAGUUACAUAGGACCAAGACUACAAACUCCGUUUUCUCCUUACAUGGAUCUAGAGGAGCUACAUCUCACUAAUAAUGGACUCCAUGCGUUGGAUGAAAAUGUGCUGAAAUUUCUACGAAGGCUGAAGUACCUUGACCUCAGCAGGAAUCACCUUGUGAGGCUGGACAAUCACAUCUUUCAACAUUUGACAUCUUUAGAGGUUUUGGAUCUCAGUCACAAUGACUUUUUUGUACUUCCAGAUAUUCCUUUUAGAUACCUUAUCAAUCUAAGAACAUUCAACAUGAGUUUUAACCAGUUGCAACAACCCAAAUUAGGACUACGAUUUCAGGUCAUGACCUUGCUACAUAAUCUUGAUCUUUCAGGGAAUAACUUUACCCGUCUUGAUGGAAACACAUUUGAUAUGGCUCGGGGAUGGUCAGACCAAGUGCCUAAACAUGUCAACCUGUCAUACUGUGCAAUAUUAGUCAUAGAACAGGACACGUUCCGAUACCCUGUUAGAAUGGAGCACCUGUCACUUGCAGGGAACCCUGGGAUAGGCGUGGAGAAUCUCACCAACAUGUUUAAUUCCUCUCAUUUCGAAAAACUCAAACAUCUGGACAUAUCUGAUAUGAAUCUGACUGAUGUCAAAGAUCUGAUUCCAAUGCUAAGUAAAACCUCCAUCUCAGAUCUAAAUAUAGCUCACAACAACCUCCGGAAAAUCCCUAUCUCUUUGAGGGAUUACCUUCGUCGGUUGACUGUGCUGGAUAUCAGCUACAACCAACUUGACACACUGUCUAAUGCUGUGACAGAAAUCGGAGGCCUCCUUCACUUGGAUGCUUCUCAUAACAGGAUUUCACAGAUAGAUGAGACAUUCCAGCAACAUUUAACAAAUCUUCUGACCUUACACCUGUCUCACAAUAACCUUGGGGACAACACUGUGUCACUAACAAAUGCAGCCUCCUUGAAGAUUCUGGACCUGAGUCACAACACCUUGACCCAAUUCCAGGUACCAAGCACUCUGGGGGACCUGGAGCACCUGUCACUAGCCAGGAACAUGAUCAACAACAUCACUUCCAUGUCUGGCCUCCACAAACUGCGCAGUCUUGACAUCAGUGGAAACAGGCUGACCCAACUCCCAGGGUUCCUGCUCUUGGACUCGAGGAAAAUUAUCCAUACGAACUUCAGCUUCAAUAUGAUCUCCAGGAUAGAUCAUCAAACCUUCCGCCCUAAGUCUCCAGACAUAAUAGACUUGUCAAAAAACAAACUAGUGAAGCUGUGGAAUGCUGGCUGGAAGACUGCCAAAACCAUAGAUCUCCACGGCAACAAGAUCACUGAGAUGGACGACCAGUCAUUUUAUGCCAUGUAUGAAUUGAAAGAGUUAGAUCUGAGUUGUAAUAACCUCAGUCGCCUUAACCCAGCAGUGUUUGUCUUCCUGAGUGACCUUCUUGUUCUAUAUCUACAAGACAACCAAUUGUCUCAGGAUGCUGAACUGUACAACACAAUGCAUUCCUUGCGAGAGAUCACUAGCAUAGACCUCAGUGGCAACAAAUUCAGAUACAUCAUGGACGGAACAUUCAACUCCUGUCCAAACUUACAGAAAGUUUCAAUGAGUGACAAUCCAAUCCAAAUCAUUUACUCCUCAACUUUAGCUGUCCUUCGGAACUUGGAGGAAGUUGACUUUUCAAACAGCAGCUUCUUGUGUGGAUGUGAACUGGUGGAUUUCCAGGAGUGGAUGAUGGAAACCAAGGUGAAAAUCAUUCAUCAGUUCAACAGCAGCUACCAGUGUAAGUCUCCAGCUCACAGACUCGGGCACAGUGUAAGAAGCUACACAAUGAGCGAGUUUGAAUGCAAUGAGUCUCUGUUCUUUGUGACCGUAUUUAGCUCUAUUGGUGCAGGAGUGAUGUUGAUUGGGGUUAUUGCAGCUCUUAUUUAUUACUACUGCUGCAAACAUAGACAAAAGAGUUCUGAUGAAUUGAAUAAACCCAUCAUGAAUGGAAGUAUUCCUUCCAAAGAGGAAAAGAAAAGAAGAGGCAUUCCUAUAGAAGUUUUAAAGAAUGCAGAUGCAACUGAGGUGGAGAGACUGCUUAAAGCAGAAUACAGAAGAAAGAGAGAACCUGAGCAAAAAGGGAAAACAAAAAAUAAAGACAACAAGAAAACGAAAAAUAGACAGAGUUCUAGAGAAAAUAGAAUCACCAGAGAUAUGAUCAGAUACCCUGAUCUCCAACGUGAUGUGAUGACAUUGCCAAGAAUACGAGAAAAUCGUUACAUGGACAGACGGGACUACUACAGGCCAACACCAGCCAGACCGAUCUACAACCCUUACCUAUACGACCGCAGCAAGUCACAAGCAGAACUAUAUCCGUCGUCACGUACGACACAUCAUCAUGUCUAUAGAGAGAGGCAGAGAAACCCUUAUUACUCCGCUCAGAAUGUGGACAUUAUUCGUCGGCCGCGGCCUAGAUAUAGCCAAAGCAUGCCCGACAUGCUGAACAGAGUACACACCCUUCCUAAGCCACGCCCCCCACGAGAACCUCAUUACAUUACCAGGGAGAAGAGAAACGAUGAAAGCUCCUAUGACGUCAGGCUUUUCAAGGACCCUACGUACAGACCAUGGGUGGAUCAAGAAAGGUGGGAGAGAGACAGAAGAGAAGUUGUUCCUCAAGAAAUACCCCGGGAUCCUCCUACAGUGCAUUCUGGGUAUUAUACAAUAUCAGCCAAAACAGCUGAGAGGGGAAGUGGCAAUAGAACUCAGUGGAUAUGAAAGCUUCUUUAAAUUUUUCAUAUUUAUCAGAAAACAUUUCAUGUAUUUAUAUAUCAACAUUAUCAAGUAUAAAAAAACAAUCCUUAAAUGUCUGUUUACAUUAUUUAUGCAUAACUGUGUAGAAUAAAUAAACAUACAUAUUCUUAUUUCAUAGUUUCUGUGCGAUAUUUCAUUGAUAUCUUCUACAAUGUAC